CCACAAUCCUCACCCUCUCUCAUGACCAACUGCAGAAAGGAAAGAAAAUCCCUUGGCUCCAAAAUGAUAUCCAGAGAACCAAAGACAAGCCUCAAGAAUGCCUACCCGUCUGCGAAGAGGCUGUUGCUGAAGGAGGAGGAGGGGGAGGCGGAGGACUACUGUACCCCUGAAGCCUUCGAGCUGGAGCGACUUUUCUGGAAGGGCAGUCCCCAGUACACCCACGUCAACGAGGUCUGGCCUCAGCUCUACAUUGGCGACGAGGCGACGGCGCUGGACCGCUACCAGCUCCAGAAGGCGGGCUUCACGCACGUGCUGAAUGCGGCCCACGGCCGCUGGAACGUGGACACUGGCCCCGACUACUACCGCGACAUGGCCAUCGAGUACCAUGGCGUUGAGGCCGACGACCUGCCCACCUUCGACCUCAGUGUCUACUUCUACCCGGCAGCCACCUUCAUCGAAGAUGCACUCAGCGACGACCACAAUAAGAUCCUGGUUCACUGUGCCAUGGGCCGCAGCCGCUCCGCGACCCUGGUCCUGGCCUACCUGAUGAUCCACAGGAACAUGACCUUGGUGGACGCCAUCCGGCAAGUGGCCAAGAACCGCUGUGUCCUCCCCAACCGGGGCUUUCUGAAGCAGCUCCGAGAGUUGGACAAGCAACUGGUGCAGCAGAGGCGACAGGCCCAGCGCGGGGACGGUGAGAAUGACAGCAAGGAGGCAUUGUAGGCCCUCCUCCUGGGGCGAGCAGAGACACUUGGG
Messenger RNA from Trichechus manatus latirostris (Florida manatee), 756 nucleotides. RefSeq names its product dual specificity phosphatase 29 (gene DUSP29). The record is from RefSeq and is a predicted model, not a curated record. Gene Ontology annotation, molecular function: protein tyrosine/serine/threonine phosphatase activity; MAP kinase phosphatase activity. Gene Ontology annotation, biological process: negative regulation of MAPK cascade; protein dephosphorylation. Gene Ontology annotation, cellular component: cytoplasm. The transcript is spliced from 3 exons. Lineage: Eukaryota; Metazoa; Chordata; Mammalia; Sirenia; Trichechidae. Bases 22 to 723 code for a protein of 233 amino acids.